AUGGCAUCCCCUGCAGCUGCACUACUGACCCUCAGCCUGCUGAUUCUCUGGACCUCUCCUGCUCUGGGUGGUGCCAACGAUGCUGAAGACUGCUGCCUGUCUGUAACCCAGCGCCCCAUCCCUGGGAAUAUCGUGCGGGCCUUUCAUUACCUCCUCAUCAAGGAUGGCUGUAGAGUGCCUGCUGUCGUGUUCACCACACUGAGAGGUCACCAGCUCUGUGCACCCCCAGACCAGCCCUGGGUGGACCGCAUCAUCCGGAGACUGCAGAAGAACACUGCAAAGGCAAGCCCAGCCCUCCCCAGCCCUGCCUCCUCCCUCAGAGUCCUUGCCCAAGACCCCAGACCAUGA
This is a messenger RNA of Lynx canadensis (Canada lynx), 348 nucleotides long. It is a transcript of the gene CCL19, whose product is annotated as C-C motif chemokine ligand 19. The transcript is spliced from 3 exons. The record is from RefSeq and is a predicted model, not a curated record. Gene Ontology annotation, cellular component: extracellular region. Gene Ontology annotation, molecular function: chemokine activity; CCR chemokine receptor binding. Gene Ontology annotation, biological process: lymphocyte chemotaxis; chemokine-mediated signaling pathway; inflammatory response. Bases 1 to 348 code for a protein of 115 amino acids. Lineage: Eukaryota; Metazoa; Chordata; Mammalia; Carnivora; Felidae.